Messenger RNA from Dendroctonus ponderosae (mountain pine beetle), 1937 nucleotides. Its product is annotated as protein HEXIM1. The record is from RefSeq and is a predicted model, not a curated record. Gene Ontology annotation, biological process: negative regulation of cyclin-dependent protein serine/threonine kinase activity; negative regulation of transcription by RNA polymerase II. Lineage: Eukaryota; Metazoa; Arthropoda; Insecta; Coleoptera; Curculionidae. Gene Ontology annotation, molecular function: cyclin-dependent protein serine/threonine kinase inhibitor activity; 7SK snRNA binding. The coding region runs from base 176 to 1045 and encodes 289 amino acids. Gene Ontology annotation, cellular component: nucleoplasm; cytoplasm; nucleus. The transcript has a single exon.
CCCAUACGUUCAACAUGAACAAUAAAAGCAAAACCAAAGGAAAAUGGCGAUAUCCGUACAGUCGUGUAAGCUCGCUCUAACAAUUAAGUCAAAGUUUGUGCUGCUCCCGAAUACCAGUCCAGAGUGAAUAGUUUAAUUAGUGUCUGUAAGUGCCAAGUAAGCAAAUCCAGCAAAAAUGACUGAAGAAAAUAAAGUGGUAAGCAUGGAAAACGCGGCGAUAUCAUCCGCCGACGCUCCUACACCUCAAGACGCCGUUCCCACACAGAACGAUGCGUGCGCAACAGCCCAGCCCCAGUCGAAUCCGAACGCGCCUGCAAAUCAUGCGCUGCCGAAGAAGAAGCGAACGCGCCGCGGGAAAUGCAAACGGAAAAAUCCCUAUCAAAAGUAUGGCAGGAAAACGAACAAAUCGUUCAAGUUGGGCAUUGUUAAGCCGGAGGCGCCGCAUAACGACAACCAGUUCCUCAUUGAGGACCAUGGAGGCUUCGAGGAGUUGGACGAACGUUUGAGGCACAUUGAUCAGGCCUCCACAGCCAGCCUGUCCAGGACCAGGGACUCCAGCUUCAGUGUGGACUCAGAUGGAGAGGAGUUCUUCUCAUCGCCAGGCGAUGACGACACGCAGUACUUCAUGCAAGAGUUCGACGAUCAGUACCAUACUAUGAAAAUCGAGCAGCUGCAAGAGAUGACCAAGCAAGAGCUCGUGGAAAGGUACAUUGCGUUGGAUACCAGCGCCACACAAGGCAGCACAGAGCUGCUAACAAUUAUCUCUAGUCUGAAACUGGAAAUCGAGAACAAGAACGAGGAAAGGGAGGCUCUGAAACGGGAGAUCGAGCUGCUGAAGGCCCAACUGGAACAAUGCCAGAAGCAGCAGUCGGACUCCGCCGACUCCGAAACGGACUCUAGUGACUCAGACAGCUCCAACUCGCGUGAGAGCAGUAGUGGAACCUCCAAUCGGUCCCAAAGCCCCCUGUUACAGCCAGACAGUGUCGACUACACCCAAACAAACGGGCACACUACUCCGACACAUGCUAGUGUCGAUGCCGUUUAAGUGCUGGGAAUCCGGCAGUGGCAUUCACAUAACUUAAGUUACUUUAGAUUAGUUCUCCUGGGAUUUCGUUUUUGAAAAACUUACUUAUACACGUCUUAACUGCCCUUCAACUUGUGACAUCAUGGCAUAAGUAGAGCCUUGUUCUCACGUGUAGCAACAGGUAUUUCAAUUGAAAAACCUGUUGAUUCACGUUUUGUAUUAAUUAAUUGAAAAUAAUUCAAUGUCAAAGAAUCAAAAUAGAAAAAGUUGUUUUGUACUUCAAAGAGUAUAUUUGUAUAUAAAAAAAUUUAAGUACAAAACACACAUUUUCUCAUCUGAGAUUAAACCACCUGAAUAUCUUGGCAACAUAGUUUUGUGGCCAAAAUCUACUUAGUUUAUUUAUUGAAUUGUUAUACCGUUCGAGUUUUUUUGCAUUUUCUUUUACGACUAAUUGACUGUUGUGUCUAUCGCUCUUUAUGGAUUAUUCAUAGUUAUAUUUAAUGAUUAGCAAACGGUUCUAAUGUGCACUGAUUGUCUAAAAUUAAUCAGCAAUUUACAUUCGGUUAAGUUUUCGUAGUAUGUAGGAAAGAGGCAUUCUGGAGCGCCAUUUGAUAUAACAAAAAAAGCAUGAAUAGUUAUGUACUGAAUGAUCUCAAUAAUUUUAUAUUUGGACUUUUUAUAUGAAAAUGAAAAAGCACUGGGCAGUGCAGUAUUUGUUAAUGUUAAGGAAAUACUGUCUCCCAUCGAGUGGCAAACCAAAAUGCUUCAAUGUGAUUAGAAUGUUUCGACGGUUUUUUGUAUUUUAUAUCAUCUAUGAAUAGUUUACGUAUCUGCAAAAUAGUUGUAACUGAGUGGCUUGUGUAGUAAAUAAUCGAGUUUGAAAUAUAUAUAUUUAGUUCCCACACCUCAUAAA